Messenger RNA from Penaeus monodon (black tiger shrimp), 1962 nucleotides. Its product is annotated as glutamate-gated chloride channel-like. Gene Ontology annotation, cellular component: membrane; neuron projection; synapse. The coding region runs from base 41 to 1135 and encodes 364 amino acids. Gene Ontology annotation, molecular function: chloride channel activity; extracellular ligand-gated monoatomic ion channel activity; neurotransmitter receptor activity. The record is from RefSeq and is a predicted model, not a curated record. NCBI's taxonomy places the organism in Eukaryota, Metazoa, Arthropoda, Malacostraca, Decapoda, Penaeidae. Gene Ontology annotation, biological process: nervous system process; chemical synaptic transmission; regulation of membrane potential. The transcript has 7 exons.
GAUCAACUACCUGACGCUCACGGAAACAGAUAAGAUCUGGAUGCCGGAUCUGUUCUUCAAGAACGAGAAGACGGGCCACUUCCACGACAUCAUCCUCCCGAACCGCUACAUCAGGAUCUACCCGAACGGCGACGUCCUCUACAGCAUCCGGAUUUCCAUGACGCUCUCGUGCCCAAUGAACCUCAAGCUGUACCCGCUCGACACGCAAGUCUGCCAGCUGCUCAUGGCGUCGUACGGCUGGACGACCGAUGACCUACUGUUCCUGUGGGAGGAGAACGAGCCGAUCCAGGUAACCAAGAACCUCUACCUGCCGCGCUUCACGCUCGAGCACUUCGUCCCCACCUACUGCAACAGCAAAACCAACACAGGCGAGUACAGCUGCCUUCAGGUGAACUUGAUCUUCAAGCGCGAGUUUUCCUACUACCUGAUCCAGUACUACAUCCCCUGCUGCAUGCUGGUCAUCGUAUCGUGGGUGUCAUUCUGGCUCGACCAGUACGCCGUGCCCGCCCGCGUCGCGCUCGGCGUCACCACCCUGCUCACCAUGUCCACCCAGACCGCCGGCAUCAACCAGUCUCUGCCUCCCGUCUCCUACACUAAGGCCAUUGACGUGUGGACGGGCGUGUGUCUCACCUUCGUGUUCGGGGCGCUGCUGGAGUUCGCGCUCGUCAACUACGCAUCGCGUUCUGACUUCCAGCGGAAGAAGCAGCGACGCCACUGGGAGAUGGAGUCCCAAGCAGCCUACGAUGCCUCCGUCGUGCCUUCCACCUCCGGAGGCGAAGGGGGCUUCCACCACAACCACAGGGAUCUCCGCGAUCAGUAUUCGCCGGAUAACGACGGUCACAUUCCCGAGUAUCCAAGCAUGGUCAGGGAGAGAAUGGAGAACGGCUUUCCCGCUUUCGCCAUGAGGCCACUGGUCCCGCCCUUCCGCGACGGCGGGCCGGCGCACUUGCGCUCCUGCGAAGUGCACCUACAGGGGGCCCCGACCAACUGCUUUCAGACGUGGCUGGCCAAGUUCUCCACCCGUAGCAAGCGCAUCGACGUCAUCGCCCGCAUCACCUUCCCGUUAGUGUUUGCCCUCUUCAACGUCGCCUACUGGAGCGCCUACCUCUUCCGGGACGACGAGAUGCAGAUCUAAGAGGCGCUCGUCCCUUGCGGCGGCUCACUGCUCGGGGACGCGCCAGUGCCUGCCUCUUGCAGAGACUGCAAUACGCACUGCGGACUGCAGUCGACUAGACGUUUUUGUAUUGUGCGCCUGUUCGCGGGCUACGAGAAUAUUUGUUUUCGCAAACAUGUUUUGUGGCGCAAAUUAAAUUUUUAGAAGGCUAACACAGCGAGUAAGGUGACGGUGUCCUAGCAUCCUCUUUGCAAGCACUCCCCGUGCCCCCGUCGUCGCCCUUACCCCCGCAGUGCGGCCUAAUCAGCCCCUCACGAACGUCCUCGACUGAUGAGGACCGUUGGUGCAAUGGAAAUGGGAUUUGAGUUUUUGUGCACAGACUAGGGGUCGCUGCCUCCCCCUGCGAGCGCACCGAAAACGCUGAAGGGGAGGGCCUGAGUUGCGGAGAUACGUGGUGCGGGCAGGGAAGGGGCACUCAACGAGUGGCGGUCAUCCGAGUGGACCGGUUUUAAAGCUCUGAAAAUUGUGUAAUGAAGGGGUGUGCGGGGUGAUGAAGUACAAUUAAAGUAGUGUAAUAGGACAAAGCUGAAGCUAGGUAGAUAGUACUGAUGAUAUAUUUAAAAAAUAUAUAUGGAUGCGGGCUAAUCGCCAACAAAAGUUUGCCACUUGGGCAGCGUAAUCAACUGCUGGCCGUGUUGAAGAAGGUGAUUAACGAGAUUGGAUCACGAGGCGGCGAGAGCAUAGUGGGGACUGAUUUCCCCUCAUAAAAACGAGACUCCAUUUGGGCGCUGACAGCAGACUAAGUAUUCUUGUGUUACAGAGGGUGAAGAGAGCAGUGGCCCACCUCG